AUGCUUUUUUCGCUAUCUUUCUCGCUCUGGUCCGUUGCCGUCCUCCUGUUGGCGACGGCUUUCUCCAGAUACCGCCGUCUGUCUUCCAUCCCAGGCCCGUUACUUGCAUCCUUUACGAGCCUCUGGAGGUUCUUUGUCACUGAAUAUGGAGGAUUCACACAGCCACUCAAAGAACUCCACGACAAGUAUGGGCCCUUGGUGCGAAUUGGUCCAAAUACCGUGAGCGUCGCCGACCCUGCCGCGAUUCCUGUGAUUCAUACGAUGCACGGGGAAUUCAAAAAGGCCCAGUCUUAUGCAACUUUGAGGGCUCUUGUGAACCGCAAAGUCCUCGGUACCGUUAUCGACAUCAUGGACGAGAACGAAGUGUCAGCUCUCAAGCGGGCAGUUGGAGGCGCAUUCGCAACCAAAAACCUACUGGAUUAUGAGCCCGAUGUCGACCAUGCUAUCGAGACACUCGUUCAGGCCAUUCGCAAGACCCGAAAGAUACCACUCCUCGAUGUUAUGCAGCAAUUCCAAAUCGACUUUCUUCUGAAGGUGGCUUUCAGUAGAGACACAGAUUACCUGACAACUGGGAGAUCAGUGGCGCCAGUCUCGGCCCAUAGACGGCUAAUACAUUGGGCCCGGUGGCAAAGCAUGCCUGCCCUUGAGAGCCUCCUUUUCAAGUCUCCGCUCUCUUGGGCAUGGUACAGCGAGCAGGGGAAACCUCAGGCGUGGACGGCCAUGGCGAUCGAAGAGUUCAACAAGCGAAGGGACAAAGCGUCAGAGGGUUUGAGUGACAAGCCUGAUCUCAUGGCCAAGUACCUGGAUGGACGCAGUCGGCACAAAGACAGCAUUUCAGACGAAACCAUCCUGAGGAUGAUCUCGAGCACCAUCGCCGCUGGGUUCGACACCUCGGCCUUCACCAUGACCGCCAUCAUCUACUACCUCCUCAAGUAUCCCGAGGCAAUGAAGAAGCUGCGCUCGGAGAUAGACGAGGCGCGUCACGCAGGCCGCCUCUCCACACCACAACCACGAUUCGUGGAGACAGACAGGCUGGAAUAUCUCGGUGCAGUCAUCAAGGAGACCAUGCGGAUGCGACCAUUCGUCCGACCGCUGCUGGAGAGAGAGGUGCCUCCCGGAGGUGCCGUCAUCGCUGGGAAGUUCCUCCCGGGCGGCACGACGGUGGGCGUAUCGGUUUCGAACGUGCAUUUCGAUCGCACUGUCUUUGGUAAGGACGCCGACGAAUUCAGGCCCGAUCGCUGGCUUGACCCCGACCCUCAACGCCGAGUCUUGAUGGAGAGGUCCGUGCUCGGAUUCGGAGCUGGCAAGCGCGUCUGCUUGGGCAAACACAUUGCAGAGCUGGAGAUGAAGAUGGUGAUUCCCAGGAUCCUGCUCGAGUUCGAUCUCUCCCUUGAGGACCCAACCUACCAUUUCGAGCCACGAGACAAGUGGACUAACUUCCCGAAACCGUUCUCUGUCAUCUGUCGAGACAGGAAUUGA
This is a messenger RNA of Fonsecaea multimorphosa CBS 102226, 1479 nucleotides long. RefSeq lists its product as uncharacterized. The record is from RefSeq and is a predicted model, not a curated record. The transcript is spliced from 3 exons. Bases 1 to 1479 code for a protein of 492 amino acids. NCBI's taxonomy places the organism in Eukaryota, Fungi, Ascomycota, Eurotiomycetes, Chaetothyriales, Herpotrichiellaceae. Gene Ontology annotation, molecular function: heme binding; oxidoreductase activity, acting on paired donors, with incorporation or reduction of molecular oxygen; monooxygenase activity.